Cladophialophora immunda is the source of this 1542-nucleotide messenger RNA. RefSeq lists its product as uncharacterized. Lineage: Eukaryota; Fungi; Ascomycota; Eurotiomycetes; Chaetothyriales; Herpotrichiellaceae. The coding region runs from base 736 to 1518 and encodes 260 amino acids. The transcript is spliced from 5 exons. The record is from RefSeq and is a predicted model, not a curated record.
AUGAGGCGCGCAGCUCCUGCUUCCAAUCAGGGGCAGGCUCUCCGCGCCCAACAUGGGAGGGGGCUAUUUGCAGCUGGAGCCUUCAGCCUCACCAUUCUAACCUGGAACUAUUCGUUUCUUUGGAACAUCUGCCCACUUCAAUGCCAUGAUAGCGCAACUCUGCCAUGUCUGACCCCUUCUCUAUAGCAGGCAGUGCAGUGGGCGUCAUAUCGCUUGACUUGUCAACUCACCCUGCGAGCCGAAAGUCUCAAAGACUGCCUCAGCAUCCUCCAACAAACUCUGCCCACGUUAAGGCGACAGACACCCAACACAGCAGUCCGGAUUGAGCGUUCAAUCGGCGAAUGUCAUUCGCAUAUCUUAAUUCUCCAAGCUAAGCUCGCUGAUCUGCAGCGAACACAUGGGAAUUUGCUUACACACGAUAAAUGUCGAUCCCUGGCACAGAAAGCUUUCUUUCCAUUCAAAAAGGAUGCCUUAGUGGACUUGUCUAGUACAGUUGAUGGACUUCAACAAAAUCUGGACACGAUUCUUUCUAUUGCCAAUUUAGAGGCGUCCGCCACCUUGACAAGCGCUCAGGGCAUCGUCAACACCAAGCUGGAUACCAUCGUAUCCACUUCCAGUGUCAUAGCCUCUGGUAUUCAAAAUACUACCCACAAUCUUGCCUCUCUGCAGUCCGGUUUGUCAACCCUACAGGGGGAGCUAGGCGCUUUAAGGGCCACUCUUGACCCUGGGGUUCAAAUGAUGAUGCGACGAUUCGACAGCCGAGCCGAACAGUUGGACCAGAUGCAAAUUAGCUCUAACGCAUCAAUUCCUGCCGUGCAGCAGCUGAAAUCCAAUACCGGUACACUUCAACGACAGCUCAUAUCCAAGCCUAGCUUGAUGCAGAAGCUGUGCGACGAAGCCUCGAGCAACUCAAUCAGUGCCCAACAGGCAGCAACCUCAUUUGAGCACUCGUCGCCUUGUCGAUGUCACCGUCUCGAGCCUCGUCACACAAUGUGGAAACAACCCUUUUCUUUUCGUUAUGUCGAAAUUUCCGAGCAUCAUGAGCACUGUCCCUUCCAUAUCAAGAGCAGGAAAAAAAGAAGACUACAGUUAAAGCUUUCCUAUUUCUCUAUGCUGGUUGCCCACAGCCUUCGAGUUAUGAUCGAUUUGAAGAGUGGAGCGGGCGGAAAUUCCAUCGCCACAACCAUAGACUGGAUACCUGUCGUCUCGCACAUGUAUUGCCCCGCCUUUCGGUUGCUUAGCUCACUCAUUGGAUUUACCGAAACGCCAAAGCAGGACCAUCUUCGAGAAAUACCUGGUAAAAUGAUGCAGCUCUUUGAGCAGCGAAAAGCACAUCCCAAAGAAGUAAAUCACGACGGCUAUAGUCUUCUCCAGUAUGCAAUCUUUACUGUCCGAAGCUUAUACUACAUACGGCAUUCAGGUCUGUAUAGCACCUCCUUACCUAUCAGAAUUAGUGCAGGACUGAAUCAUACUAUGGCACUCCCUGGAGGCUCAUGCAUUUUACCUCAUAACGUGUAACAUCGUGAAUUUGCUGAAUCCAAA